Molecule: messenger RNA, 1357 nt
Organism: Mirounga angustirostris (Northern elephant seal)
Lineage: Eukaryota; Metazoa; Chordata; Mammalia; Carnivora; Phocidae
Gene: TPI1
Product: triosephosphate isomerase 1
Exons: 7
Coding region: 16-876 (286 amino acids)
Biological process (GO): gluconeogenesis; glycolytic process; glyceraldehyde-3-phosphate biosynthetic process
Cellular component (GO): cytosol
Molecular function (GO): triose-phosphate isomerase activity
Source: RefSeq, a predicted model, not a curated record
GGGGCCGGGCUAACCAUGGCCGAGGGCGGGGAGGAGGCGGAGUUCUGCCUCACCGCGCUCUACAUAAGCGGCCAGUGGCAGCGGCUGCGCGGUGCGUCUGACCUUCAGUGUGUCGGCUCCAGCGCCAUGGCGCCCUCCAGGAAGUUCUUCGUCGGGGGAAACUGGAAGAUGAACGGGCGGAAGAAGAACCUGGGGGAACUCAUCACCACUCUGAACGCGGCCAAGGUGCCGGCCGACACCGAAGUGGUUUGUGCACCCCCCACCGCCUACAUCGACUUUGCCCGGCAGAAGCUGGAUGCCAAGAUUGCUGUGGCCGCGCAGAACUGCUACAAAGUGACGAAUGGGGCCUUUACUGGGGAGAUCAGCCCUGGCAUGAUCAAAGACUGUGGAGCCACAUGGGUAGUCCUGGGGCACUCAGAAAGAAGGCAUGUCUUUGGAGAGUCAGAUGAGCUGAUUGGACAGAAAGUGGCCCAUGCCCUGGCAGAGGGACUUGGAGUAAUCGCCUGCAUUGGGGAGAAGCUAGAUGAGAGGGAAGCUGGCAUCACUGAGAAGGUUGUUUUCGAGCAAACCAAGGUCAUCGCAGAUAAUGUGAAGGACUGGAGCAAGGUUGUCCUGGCCUAUGAGCCUGUAUGGGCCAUUGGGACUGGCAAGACUGCAACACCCCAACAGGCCCAGGAAGUACACGAGAAGCUCCGGGGAUGGCUUAAGUCCAACGUCUCUGACGCGGUGGCUCAGAGCACCCGUAUCAUUUAUGGAGGUUCUGUGACUGGAGCAACCUGCAAGGAGCUGGCAAGCCAGCCUGAUGUGGAUGGCUUCCUCGUGGGCGGGGCUUCUCUCAAGCCCGAGUUUGUGGAGAUCAUCAAUGCCAAACAAUAAGCCCGUCCAUCUCCCCUGUUCUUCCUAAGUCAGGGACUAGUAGCUCAGAAGCUCAGUAACUGUGUUCCCCUCCACCCCCUACCCCGCACUUGCUUCUGAUGGUGUCACCUGCCCCCUUUGUGGCCGAAGUAUACGUCUUCCUCACCGUUUACACCUUGCCCUGUAAUGUUGGGACCAGGUCCAUCCCUUCUCUACAGAACUGUAAUGGUCAGAACGAAACAUGUCACCAAGGUGGCUUCUCCUUGGCUGAGAGGCAGAAGGGGUGGAAUUUGCUCGUGAGCCCCCUCAGCGUCCCCAGUGAGGGCAGGAGAGAAGCCAUCCUCUUCUCCCAUCUCACUCCCUGAGGCCGGGGGCUGAGAGAAAACCCUGUCCUCCCCUCAGAGGCCAGAGGGGCUGCUUUCUCCCAUGGUACCAGCGCCCAUGUGUGGUGUGUGUGUGUGAGCAAUCCCGCGUGUGGGGGGAAAUAAACACCUGGCACUGA